AAUCGUAAUCAAUUAACCCGGGAAAUCAUCGAAGCAGAAUUGAUUGACAGGUGUGGUGACACCUGUGAGUCAAAACCGUUCAUCGCACUUCCCCGCAAGGAGCUAUCCUUCUUGCGUAGAGAUGGGUAUUUUCUGCGGGUGGCGCACACGUGAUGUGUCACAGAUUCUGCUACAUGUGUGGUCAUUUGCUUCAAUGUAAAACAAUGUUGUAAGUCUACGCUCGUGUGCCUCAGCCUCUUCUUUGUCCUCGUCUUGUGCGCAAAAGGUUGCACUCAUGUCUUACCAACAUGCUCAAACAGACACCUUAAUGUCUCGCAGUAUCAACAGCAAAGAAACAAAAAGAAAUGCGUAGUGAUGUUCGGCUGUGGUUCAACUGAUAAAUAUACCAUUGCAAAAUAUAACACCUUAGUAUAAGCAUGGUCAUAAAGAAUUACACAGGAACUGCCUAAAGAAAAGCACAACGAGCCAUCAAUUAUCGCCAACUUACGAGGGUGAAAUCUAAAUACGGAACGGCGUCUUCAUCGAGUUUUGAACUUCGCACCUCGUCGUGGCGCGGCAUAGCAUGUGAUCCCAGAGGCUGUUUGCGACGCAAUCGUGUGUUCUCUUUCCCAAAGACGACGAUUGUACGUAUUGCAAAAAAAAAAAAAAAAGUCAGAUAAGGCUUACGUUUCUCCUGCUGGUGCUCCCGAGGUCAGCGGAAGCUAAAGAAUCGCAGGCGGCAACCGUUUGUUUCCCCCUCUCUCUUUCUUUUUAUCGGAAUUUCUGCAUCAGAACGGCAAGUUGGUCAGCUAACAUCAUCCUAAUCAGCGUCUUUGUUACCGUUUAUUUCACGUCAUUUUAUUUCGACCCGUUUGGCGCAUUUGAACAUUGCCUUCGUCGCGAUAGCAAGCGAUGUAGCCUGCACCGAUGUCGGGCCUUUCUUUGACCCAUGUUGCCGUUUUGCCAUACGUCGGUGCGUGUGGUUGCGUUCAAGAGUGCUCACAUGAUUUCGUGAAUAUCUUUGGCUUCUGGCGUCAAGCUGCAAUUAACGUCGCUUUUUCGAAUGGACCACGGAGUCACCGAAAGAAUGCUGGCUGCUCAUUUUUGUAGGAUAUUCCCGUGGCUCGUGGUUAGAACAACGCUGGAACGGAUAGCUGGGUCAAGCUACGUUUCCCCUCAGACGAGAGGACUUCCCCGUCGCUCAUGGUUCGAAGAACAACGGGGGGACGAACAGCCGGGCCAAGUUACGCUUCCCAAGAACAAGUUACGAGCCAGCCAAUGUGCAGGUAGUCGCCGCGAGUCGACGCACCUGCGUGGACGCGUGGGGCGUGGUGUUCCAGGCACGGUCUCGGGCCUCCACUCCCCAUCGAGGGCGCUCUCCUGGCCGGUCAAUGACGCUGACAACAUCUACGAAAAUAUCUGGGGGCGCGUGAGAGCAGCCAUGGUGCGACACCCGAUUUAUUCAGCGACUUGUGGACGAGUUGUUGGUAGCUGUUUGCCAAGAGUGGGAGCAUCUUAGAGCAAGUAGCCUUGUGCUUGCCCUGUAUUCUUCAAUACUGUCUGAAAUGGCAGCAGUUGUUGCUGAGAAAGGAGAUAUGACAAAAUACUAAAGGAAAUCAAGCAGCGAAUAAUUGCAAUUUACAUCUGUCGCUUCUCAGUGUUCCAGCAUUUCUUGAAAAGCGCACAAAAUAAAAGUUUGGAUGUUUGCGUUU
Dermacentor andersoni is the source of this 1691-nucleotide messenger RNA. Lineage: Eukaryota; Metazoa; Arthropoda; Arachnida; Ixodida; Ixodidae. The record is from RefSeq and is a predicted model, not a curated record.